AUGUUUCUUGUACUUAAUGAACUCAAGAAUGUGGGUGAAGACAGACUCGCAAACUUCAACGCUUUGAAAUCAAUUAUAACGGAUAAUGAGAUUAGAAUUAAUGAAAAGAAUCAACCCAGAAGAACUGCUCAGAAUGUUGCAAACUUCAUUUUCGUAACUAACAACGUUUACCCUGUCAAAAUUGAAGUUGGAGACAGAAGAUACGUAGUUUUAAGAGUUAAUGGUAAAUUCAAGGGUCAGCAAUUUGAUUAA
Trichomonas vaginalis G3 is the source of this 252-nucleotide messenger RNA. RefSeq lists its product as uncharacterized. The record is from RefSeq and is a predicted model, not a curated record. Lineage: Eukaryota; Parabasalia; Trichomonadida; Trichomonadidae. The transcript has a single exon. The coding region runs from base 1 to 252 and encodes 83 amino acids.